This is a messenger RNA of Gongylonema pulchrum, 258 nucleotides long. The record is from the annotation of a GenBank genome assembly. NCBI's taxonomy places the organism in Eukaryota, Metazoa, Nematoda, Chromadorea, Rhabditida, Gongylonematidae.
AUGCAAAGUCGCGAUUUUGAACAGCUUUGCGAAUUUAUGAUGCGCGUCAAUCCGGCCAACGACAGCAGUGAGGGAUGGAUGGAGAGUAGCAGCGACACAGACGAUCCCGAACCGAUGACCACUGCUCCCACAGCUAUAUCGCAACCACGAUUUAACCGGCGAAGUGGAACCGGAUGCGAACACCAUUCGCUCGUUUAUGACUUGGGACGGCAUACUGUGGAGCAUUGGGCAAAUUUUGCGAAAAAAGCCAGCUUUUGA